AUGGAGGGCGCAGGUGGCGCGGCAGGUGUGAUUUCUGAUGCUCCCGAAGGUGAAGCCGAGGCCGAGGCCGCUCCCGAAGCCGAAGCUGAGGCUCCUGAGGCCGCAGAGGCCGCAGAAGAGGAAGAAGAGGCUCCGGAGGAGCCUGUUCCAGCCAGCCACGCUGGCCACGCUGGCCAUGCCAGCCAGGCAGGCCACGCUGCUCGCGCAGGCCAUGCAGGCCACGCAGGCCAUGCUGGUCAGGGCAAGUGGGCAGAGCUCCACAAGCAGGGCGCAGCAGGCGCCGGCAAGAAUGUCGACUUUGCUGGCAAGCAUGGCGGCAAGUCGGCUGGCAAGUGGGCUGGCAAGGCCAAACGUGCGAACGCAACAGAGACUGAUGCCGUGGCUGUGAUGAUCGAGAGGUUCUUGAACAAGAAGGCCCCGCCCAAGAACGAGGCGGUGUCAGACCAUGCACCCCUGGUCUUCAUGCAUCAGCACAGGGCAGGCGGCACCACUAUGCGAAAGCUGCUCUACAACAUGUCAGUGAACCUGAAGCUGAAUCCCCACAUCAUGUGCUCAGGUGGAGUUUCUUGCAGGGAGUUCAAGAACACUGGUGAUGAGAAAGCCGCGGUCUACGGGGGGCAGUUCUGCUGGAGGGA
Messenger RNA from Symbiodinium pilosum, 635 nucleotides. The record is from the annotation of a GenBank genome assembly. Lineage: Eukaryota; Dinophyceae; Suessiales; Symbiodiniaceae.